Messenger RNA from Cavenderia fasciculata, 300 nucleotides. RefSeq lists its product as uncharacterized. The record is from RefSeq and is a predicted model, not a curated record. Lineage: Eukaryota; Evosea; Eumycetozoa; Acytosteliales; Cavenderiaceae. The transcript has 3 exons. Bases 1 to 300 code for a protein of 99 amino acids.
AUGGUAAUAACACGAUUAAAGAAUAACAUCCUAGGACUCAUUGACGCCAGUCUGCCACCUCUACACUAUAGAGUCUUGAGUAUCUCAAAAUUUAGCUAUCUAUUUGAUUACAUUGCAGGUACACAAAGUACUAUAAUGUUUUCUUUUGUUUUUAUUUAUCCUUCUGAUAAAUGUGGUUGCCAUUAUUAUUUCAUUUGGAAUAAGUUACGAGGUAUUGCAGGUGGUGGUUUGGUCCCAAAAAAACAAAUCUUUUUGGAAUUUUUUAGUGAUCCAGUUUUGUUGGAAACCAACCAAACCUAG